AUGUUCUACAACACCGAGAUCCUCACGUCGCGCAAGGGCGGCUUCGCGAUCUUCUGGCUCGCCGCGACGGUCGGGUCGCGAGGAGGGACGGCGGUUCGCAAGCUCAGCAAGAAGGAGCUCCUCAGCUGCAACGUCGUCAAGGCGUGCUUCGUCUCGCCUCUCCUCCUCGUCCUCGACGACAGCGAGAAGGUGGCAGCGCCGGAUGAACCGCUCGCGUUGCGUCUCUCGUCAAAUCUGAUGGUUGGUAUUGCGAGGGUCUACCAGCAGCAGUACACCAUCUACGCUUCGGAUGUCACGCACAUGCACGCCACGCUCAAGAAGGUCAUAACCGACUCUGCAUUCAACCUGCCCGACGUCACCGUCCAGCCCGAGGUUGCGCCGCCUCCGACGCCUCGCGAAGGCCUUGAGCAGGCGAAGGGAAAGGAGGCGGCGGGAGGAGGCGGUCUCAACCUCGCUUUCAACCAGGGUAUCGCACUCACUGGCUUCGACCCGGACUGGGAUCUCGGAAUUCUCUGGCGUCUGCCGGGCGAGGAGGGUGCGGACGAGAUGGAGGGUAUCGAAGAGGGGAUGUUCACAAGUCCAGCGCCAUCCAUCGCAGGAGCUCCUGCCGCUGAACACAAGCCCAAGGGCGCACACCAAGCGCGCAAAGCCGACAUCACGCUCGCAGAGCCGCACCUGCAGGACUACCUUCUUCGCGGCUUCGAAGGCGCCGACGAGUUUGGGCAGGCAGGCGUCGAGGGCGAGGGCGCGUUGAGCGCGAUCUUUGGCGAGGAGGACCAGGGCUUGCUGUACGGCAUUUCGCCAGAACUCGACGCUGCGAUUCGGGCGGGCUCGGCUGGGCGCGGCAGCGCAGCUGGCUCGGCGAGGGGACCAGCCGGCUUUGGAGCAUCGUCGAGCGCGGUUGGCUACGGAGCAGACCUCGGCGGGUUCGACGAUCACUUCGCUGGUCAGGAGUUCGGCGGUGGAGGAGAGGAGUUUUUCCCUCCUGCGCAGCUUCCUGGCGAAGGCGAGGAGACGUUCGCGGAAAGGGUGAGGAAGGAGCACGAGGAAGCGCAGGCGAGGCUCGAGCAGGCUGGACGAAGGCGUUCGGCAACUCCCCUCGGCGGCGAAGUCAACUUGUCUGGCGAGUUCGUCAGCGUCGGCGAUGGCACCCCCUCGACGACCACCCGCAAACGCGUUUCCGACGCCCUUGAGCAGGCUCAGACGAAGGCUGCGGACACGAAGAAGGCCGCGAAGAAGGCGAAGCGAGCCAAGCUCAUCCCGAUCGACCGCAGCACCGAGCUCACCGACGACCAGUUCCGCUCGAUGCGCGCGACGUAUGCGGAGAGGAUGGAAGCUGAGCGCAAGAAGGCGGACAAGGCGAGGGAGGAGCGCGAAGCUCACCAGAAGGCGAUGGACGCAAUCUUCGGCGUUCCCGCUGCAUUCCAGAUUCCCGGUCUCGCCGAGUUCUGGAAGGAGACGGUCGUCGGGCAGAUGGCGCCGUUCGAGGGCGGCAAAGCAGCGGACGAGAAGAAACGUCGUGCUGCUGGGCUCUCGCCGGCGCAGCGCAAGGCAAGGAAGACUGAGGAUGCGCCUGAGAUCGAGCAGUCGCGCGAGGUGAAGAAACGUCUGAGCGAGCAGCCUGGCUUUGGGGCCGACUUUGGCGGCUUCGAUGUCGGCGCCCAGGACUUCUUCGCAGUCCAAGAGUUCGGCGGCGGCGAGGAGUAUGCUCGCGACGGCGACAUGGGCGGCUUCGAGCACGGCAUCUUCGACCAGGACGUCGAAAUCGGUCGUGCUGCCAGCGGCGCCGGCUUGACUGGCAGCGGCCGUCCCUCCAUGCUUCCCUGGGCAGCCGAGUUGCCGACGAGCGAUGCUGGCGGCUUCGGUCUCGAAAUUGGCGGUCCUUCGAGCGCGGCGGGCGGAACAAGGGUGUCUAUGGAAACGCCGCUUCCUCGCGGCCGUACGCCGUCUCUUCACGCAUCGCCGCUCCCGGGAGGCUCGGUCGAAGCGCUGCUCGAGGAGGGUGGAGAGCUCGUCGGCUUCGAAGGCGGCUCGCCGGUGGCGCGCUCGGGCGAGGCGGACGGCGAGGAGGUUCUCCCCGAGACCGACUCGUACCGCUUCCUCAACUACGCCCGCCGCCAAGCCGACGGUCUCGCGGCUGGCGAGCAGCUUUUCUUCAGCGACAUCGUCCCCGCGGCCGUCACGACGCCGACUAUCGCUGCCGCAGCCUUCUACCACCUCCUCACCCUCGCCAUGAAGGGAGAGGUCCGCGUCGAACAGGAGGACCCGUACGGCGAGAUUGCUGUCGAAGUCUGA
Messenger RNA from Rhodotorula toruloides NP11, 2295 nucleotides. RefSeq lists its product as uncharacterized. The transcript is spliced from 18 exons. Gene Ontology annotation, biological process: synaptonemal complex assembly; replication-born double-strand break repair via sister chromatid exchange; mitotic sister chromatid cohesion. Gene Ontology annotation, cellular component: cohesin complex; synaptonemal complex. NCBI's taxonomy places the organism in Eukaryota, Fungi, Basidiomycota, Microbotryomycetes, Sporidiobolales, Sporidiobolaceae. Gene Ontology annotation, molecular function: protein binding; chromatin binding. The record is from RefSeq and is a predicted model, not a curated record. The coding region runs from base 1 to 2295 and encodes 764 amino acids.